Messenger RNA from Megalops cyprinoides (Indo-Pacific tarpon), 2611 nucleotides. Its product is annotated as serine/threonine-protein phosphatase PP1-gamma catalytic subunit A-like. The record is from RefSeq and is a predicted model, not a curated record. Lineage: Eukaryota; Metazoa; Chordata; Actinopteri; Elopiformes; Megalopidae. Gene Ontology annotation, cellular component: cytoplasm; nucleus. Gene Ontology annotation, molecular function: protein serine/threonine phosphatase activity. The transcript has 7 exons. Bases 169 to 1140 code for a protein of 323 amino acids.
GCACCGUUUCGAUACUAGAGGCAGAUCAAGCAGGAAGGGCUAGGCGUGUGAAAUUCUCUUAAGUUACUGUAUCUAACGAAACGGACAUUGUGAAGUUUUUAUUAUUGAUUAUUUAAGUAAUAUCUUUAAUUAUUUUAAUUUAUACUUAAUAGCGUCAUAUAGCCAGCUAUGGCCGAUAUCGACAAGAUUAACAUAGACAGUAUCAUACAGCGCCUUUUGGAAGUGAGAGGGUCAAAGCCUGGUAAGAACGUUCAGCUCCAGGAGAACGAGAUUCGUGGUCUCUGCCUCAAGUCCCGUGAGAUCUUCCUCAGCCAGCCAAUCCUGCUGGAGCUGGAGGCGCCCCUAAAAAUCUGCGGUGACAUCCACGGCCAGUACUACGACCUCCUGAGGCUGUUUGAGUAUGGUGGCUACCCACCCGAGAGCAAUUACCUGUUCCUGGGGGACUAUGUGGACCGAGGGAAACAAUCUCUGGAGACCAUCUGCCUACUGCUGGCCUACAAGAUCAAGUUCCCAGAAAACUUCUUCCUGCUGAGGGGGAAUCACGAGUGUGCCUCCAUCAACAGGAUAUAUGGCUUCUACGAUGAGUGCAAGAGGCGCUACAACAUCAAGCUGUGGAAGACGUUCACCGACUGCUUCAACUGUCUCCCCAUUGCUGCCAUCGUGGAUGAAAAGAUCUUCUGUUGUCACGGAGGCCUGUCUCCAGACCUCCAGUCCAUGGAGCAGAUCCGCCGGAUCAUGAGGCCCACAGACGUGCCUGACCAGGGGCUGCUGUGCGACCUGCUAUGGUCCGACCCAGACAAGGACGUCCUUGGCUGGGGUGAGAACGACCGCGGCGUGUCCUUCACCUUCGGGGCGGAGGUGGUGGCCAAGUUCCUGCACAAGCACGACCUGGACCUGAUCUGCCGGGCCCACCAGGUUGUGGAAGAUGGCUAUGAGUUCUUCGCCAAGAGGCAGCUGGUGACCCUGUUCUCUGCGCCUAACUACUGCGGAGAGUUUGACAACGCAGGGGCCAUGAUGAGCGUGGAUGAGACCCUCAUGUGCUCCUUCCAGAUUUUAAAACCAGCGGAGAAAAAGAAGCCCAACUCAAGCAGACCAGUCACGCCGCCUCGGAACAUGGUCACAAAACAAGCAAAAAAAUAGGCCAACGAGGGGGGCGGGGGGUGUGGUGGCGACGCCCAUGGUGGACUUGUAUCAUACGAUCUUCAUUUGUUCGCUUGGAAUUAUUUGUUAUUUUUGUUUCUCGGUGGUCACUCGAACUCGAACUGCUGGCUGCAUCUUUUUUUUUUUAAUUUUGAUUGACUAGAAGAAGCAGCUCUCGACUGACUGACUGACUGACUGGCGGACUCAUUUACUGACUCUGUCCGACUGCCUGAGUGUGAAGCUCCUGCAGUAGCAACAUUUCACUACGAGAGGGCAAAAAGUAGCCACAGCUGUUGAACAGUGCCUGUUCACUUUUCUUUUUUUAAAUUAUAUUUCAUCCCUGCUUCAGCAGUAAAGAGCCUGCUGCUUCAGAAUACAGGAUGAAAGUGUUUUAUUUUAUUUUGUUUAUAUUUUACAGGCUGAAUGGCUGUUUAUCUCAAAAGCGCAUUUUAAAAUCCAUUCAGGUUGAUGCAUUUAAGUCUGUGCCACAUGACGGAGCAGUCGCUCAGCACUCCAGAACAGCAGGUCACACACCGUGAUACUCAGGGCUGAGAAAAUGGCCAUAAUUGACAGGAUGCAAACGAUCCAAACCCCGCCCUCCUUGCCCCCAACAGCCAAUCCAAUCUCACUUUAAAUUAUGGAAACUUUUUCCAAGCAAAAUUCUUACCACUGUGAAAAAAAAUCUUAUACACUUGAGGAUGAAGCAAAAAGCUUUUAUGAUAAAAAAUGGAUUUUAGAUUAGAAGGGUUCUUUUUUCCACAUCUGUCUUGUGUCUUUGUCAUCAUUAUUUAACCGAUAGAUUCCCCAUCUGUCACAGUAGCAUCAGUGAAGUGCGAUCUAAUUUUUUUUAUAUAUAUAUAUGAAAUACUUCCUGUACUGUACUCUUCAAAUGAAUAAAGUCAUUUUCAUAAUGUCUGUCUCUUCCUACCAUUAAUGUUUUUGCUAGGCUAAAUUUAAGGGGGAUUUUAAGAAUUUCGUCACCUUUUAAAUUCAACUCUAGUCAAUGAUAAAGCUGCGUGAGCAUUUUCACUGCAGUGGAAUGAAAUCAGCUCAAGACACACAAACUCUUAGCAGUGAGGUUUCUGUAGCUUUGAUUUUGUAAGUGAACGUUUGAAUUUCAUGCUUAAACAAGAUGCCUUUUCAGUUGUUUGCUUUUUUGUUCAGGAAAUGGAAUGAGUAGAAGUUUGAGUUUAAUGUAAGAAUCAUCUGCUCUGAGUAAGAGUAAUUGGCAUGUGGUGAGAACUCAAGGACUUUCUGUUGCAUGCAUCUAAAUGUAAGAAAUUUAAGCACAUGGCCUUUUUCUGUUCUCAAGGCAUGUACGUUUUAGCAUGUCUUCAGAUAAUGUAGCUUUUAUUCAGGUAUCUGUAAUUUGUAACUAUAACUUUGAAUAUUUGAAAUUUAUAAGUUUCAUUUGAACUUCAUUGUGUAUCAUUAAACCCACUAUGUAUAUAUGUUUUUGUUUUAGUCUUGG